Molecule: messenger RNA, 8428 nt
Organism: Puntigrus tetrazona (Sumatra barb)
Lineage: Eukaryota; Metazoa; Chordata; Actinopteri; Cypriniformes; Cyprinidae
Gene: klf13
Product: Kruppel-like factor 13
Exons: 2
Coding region: 323-1102 (259 amino acids)
Biological process (GO): regulation of transcription by RNA polymerase II
Molecular function (GO): DNA-binding transcription factor activity, RNA polymerase II-specific; RNA polymerase II cis-regulatory region sequence-specific DNA binding
Source: RefSeq, a predicted model, not a curated record
CACGGCAUACUGUCACUUUAACGUUGUGAGGACUACAGCCACGAUGGGAGUUUUGAUAGUCAAUCCAGACAAGUUUUCAGAGCUCUCGUCGCCGGAAACUUAUCUCUAAAGGACGCAAGCAGUCGGUGUGGCGCGCUCACGGCUCGAUCUCGCAUGAUUUACAUGCAGGAUGUCAGUGUUGCUGAAAAGCCGGUAAGAUAGUGCAAAGUGAGUUUGCUUACGAGAGCUGCCUAUUCAGCACCACACAAAGGGAUCUACUGAGUUCAAUGGUCUACUGUCAUCGGGUUUGAAUGUCAUAGAGAAACAACUACUCUUCAACGAAAUGGAUCACUUCGCAGCAGAGUGCCUUGUGUCAAUGUCCAGCCAAGCAAUUGUCCACGGUCCAAAAGGGAAUAGAGAGAUCAAGCCAGAAACUGCGGCUGCACAGAGGAACGGAGAAGAAACCAAGGAGCCUUUGAAAGACAACUCGUCUCUUUUCGUGGUGGCGAGAAUUCUGGCGGAUUUUAAUCAGCAGACCCCCACCAAUUUUGCCGAGCAGGCAAAAAUCAAGGAGGAGAGCACGCCGCCAGCAGCAACCCUAACCAGAGAUGAUGGGAACUCUGCCACACCUACCACCACCAUCACCGGCGACUCUGCUCUUAAACAAAGAAGCAAACGAUUUAGGGGUCGAAUUGAGCAAGAGCCCCCACAGAAAAAGCACAAAUGCCACUAUUCAGGUUGCGAAAAAGUUUAUGGCAAAUCGUCCCAUCUCAAAGCCCACCUAAGGACACAUACAGGAGAGCGCCCCUUUCCCUGCACCUGGCCUGACUGCAGUAAGAAGUUUGCUCGCUCUGAUGAGCUGGCACGGCACUAUCGCACCCACACGGGCGAGAAGAAGUUCGGCUGCCCCCUCUGCGACAAGCGAUUCAUGCGGAGCGACCACCUGAUGAAACACGCACGCCGUCACUCCGACUUCCAGCCGGCCAUGCUGAAGAGGCAGCACGGCGGUGGCAAUGCCACCGUCUCGAGCAGCACGCGCCCCGGAUCCCUCAGCGAUUAUAGUCGAUCUGACGCCUCAAGCCCCACCCUAAGCCCCGCCCUCAGCCCAGCCAAUUCGCCUUAACCUGGCCGCACUUUCUUCCCGUGGUGCCUGGGUUCUCCAGGCUCAUUUUUUUAUUGUUCUUUAUCCAUCAAUUUUUUUUUCCUAAAAAUUUAGCAGCAUAAUAAGCGCCAUGCUAAACCCCGUCGCUUGCUGUGGUGUACUGUACUGUACAUAACUGCUUCUUGUAGUGCAAUUUUCUUGUGCAACCCCUAAAAGAGAAAAAAAAAAACACAAAAAAGAAAAUGCCUUUUCCACAUGGCAAUAUUUACAUGAUGUACCAUAUGUCUGUAUUUUUAUAGCUUCUGGCCACAGCCUCUUUCCAUUAUGGGUUUUUGUUGCUUUCAUAUACAACCGCUCUGUUCAAAUGAACUAAAAAAGUUGAAAGGUUUGACAGGUAAAGAUGUUUCUUUUUAGUUAAAACGGGUGAGGGAGAGGGGCACACAUACACCUCAGGAUUCAGAACAGUUUUUUUUCUCCUUUAAUACUCACAUUGACUGCACAAUACAAGCAUCACUUUACUCCGAAAUUCAACAGAGGUUGAAUUUUGCGCCCUGCUCAGGGAUGGCCUCGUUAGCUUGAAAGAAUGAACAUGAUGAAGAGAAACAUACGUUAAGAAACAGCCUUACACUUGGACAAAAGGAAACUUUGCACUCUUUUUUUUUUUUUUUUUUUUUUUGUUGGUUGGUUGGUUUCACAUCAGGGGAAGCACAUUCUGGGUUUUAACAGUCAUUCAUUCUCUUUAUUAAAAUCUUUUUUUUUGUAAAUCAGUCUUUUAAUGAGAGUGGCAGAAUAUACGAAGGGAGGGCAGUUCUGUCUCGAGACUGGAAAUGACUUUAUUUUCAACAUCGCUAUCUCCUGCUUACCCUGUAGUCACACAGAGCUCUGUUGGCCUGGGUCCAUGUUUCAAAGGGAAUCCUCUCAAUAUAGCACGAAUGUCAUUAUCAGUCCACUUUUACAUGCUUGAGCCGCCCAAUGAGAAGAACAGACAGCACCACUUCUCUCGGUGGACUAAACUAAACUCCCCUUGAAAAUUUGGAGGCUGAAGUUUUAAAGCAGCUGUUUCCUCAAUAAAAACAGCACAUUCAUCAACUUCAGGGUUUUUCACUACAGUACGACACAUUCAAAGGGACUUGUCUGGACGUACGCCUACUUCAGACUCAAAUAAAGACAAAAAGCACAUGACCAGAAUCCACCAAAGACCAAGGUGUGAAUGAGAGAACAGAGAGGUUUUUUUAUUCUACCCAGAGCAACGAGGGAGGGAGGGAUGUUGGCAUUCUCUCAGGUAACAGCAGAAGUCCUGGACCUCUGCCCUCAGCAGAGCUCCAUCUGCAGAGGCCUUCCACUUAGGAAACUGCAUCAUCCUACACAGGGCUAUUCAUAGCACACUAGCCAGGGAGACGAGUGCCAUUACAGCGGAGCUUUACGCACUCUGUCUCGCUCACUCUAUCUGACAAGAAGGAGUGGGCGUAUGAAAGAGAUAGAUGGAGGGCUGAAGUUUAAAAGAAAGAGAUAUCAGAUCUACCCCCCGAGUCAUAACCAGACACCAUGCAACAAAUAGUAAAGUGACAUUAUUGCUUCCAAAUUUGAAGCUUAAUAAAUGGACAGAGAGAUUGCACUGUGAGCAGGGUUACAUCGAAACCAUUUUUUGGUAUUGCCACUUAUCGUUGCACCCGGUGAAGACUAGUGGUUGACUGAUAUGAGACCGAUAUGCAACUAAUGUAAUACCAAUAUUUACAUGAUAAAAUGAUAAAUGAAUGCCAAUUUUAAGACAUUUCAGUUCAAGAAUGAGUCUGAAAUAUUGGUUGUUGGCUGAUACUUGUAAUCUCAUAAUGAGUAAAUAAUGACUUGAGUAAUCGGCCUGGGCUGCAUUUUCCAAAAGCAUUUUGAGGCCAAGUACAUCUUAGAGAUCAUUGGUGCUUAUAAUGCUUCUUGGAAAUGUAGCCCUGAACAAAAUAUCGGUCAGUAAAACACUUAUCUGCCAAUACCGAUAAUCAAAAUGACCAAUUAAUAGGCCUAUGUUCGGCUGUCAGACACUGUUAUCAACUGACAGAGGUAUUCGUGAAAUGACCAGAUAACAGCAGAUUAACCAGCCCUGCUGAUUUAUCAGUCGACCACUAGUUAGGACACGGAUUUCCAACUAAUUGUGAACAAGAUUGUCAGAGUUUGUAUCAUCAGGGUUGUUUCACUUUGUGGUAAAGUGAGCAACAGGCCUCCAUGAGAACAAAGAGCACUAUCUACAGGAGGCAGGAAAGAGGGGGUUGGCCCAUAGCGAGACAGAUAAAGACUGAGGCUUUAUCAGGAGCUGAGCACUCCAGCAGAAGAAACACCCAGUCAGCUCCCUCUCUCUCUCUCUCUCACACGCGGAAAACCUCCCUCCCCUCUGCACUACUCCCCUCUCACCCGCCAACAGCAUCCCACAAUGCAUUGCAGGAGCUUAAAGAAGGAAAAUGUCCUCGUCUGAUUGGAUAGCAUCCAAACAGCCGGCCAGGGGGGUUGUAAUAGAGGAAGUUGAGGCCCAAAUCAUAACGGCUUACACACAAUAGGCAUGAUGCAGUAUCAAAUCAGAGUUGAGCUUGUUGGGAAUUUUUUUAAAAGAGUAUUCUUCCCCCCGUUUGGCACUGUCGACGACUACUCAGACAAGAUCAGUCGCUCUUUCUCUAAAUUACUGUACUUUUUCCACAAGCACAGGGAAACGCUCACACAUCUUUUUUUGUUUUACUGUUGCGGACCACUGACUUGUCAGUGUGACCACUCAUUACCUCAGUGAACAGCUGCUUUCAAACUCGACUCUCGUUAAAAAGGGGGCUUUAGGCAUUACUACUCGAUUUGUACAUAUUCAUACAUAUCAAACGAACAAUGUAUUUACCGUCCUUUGUCGCUUCAGCCUGCGAGGAUGAAGGGUUACCGUGAGAAACUGUCAACCGGGCCUUACUCGCUCAGGCGAAAGGCAUACAAGACCCUCCAGGAACUGAGGCACCGCUAUCAAAACUACCGUAGCACUGCCUCAUCCGCUGCCUCACUUUCCCAUAGCGCAAUGUUCCUGAAGUGACAUUUUAAUAUUCAUUUUCCAAGCUUUCUGUGACAGUUUUUCACUUUAUAUUCAUAAGCUCAUUAUUCAACACCAGCCAUCUUGUCUCGUCUCAUAUUAUCUUGCACGUUUUCCUUGCCCACCCUGCAUGCCCAGUGCGGGGAAACCAGCAUCAGAGUCGCCCAGCUGGACGAGCGCUCCAGGGCUUGAGGAGCAGGUGGGGAGGCCUGUGAAUGCCAGGCCUUGUCCCCCCUUUAUCCUUCCUAACAACCCCCAUCCCCCUCACAGGGGCCUCUCUCAUAGCCCUCAAAAAAACCUCCACAUAAUCACGGCUUUCAGCUAAAGAAAACAGCCCUAAUCAAAAUAAACAGUGCCACGACGGCAUUAUUCCUGCAAUAAACCAACACGUAAAGCUGUCUAGCUGCGAUUGCACCCUCCCCUGGCCCUUCAGAGUCAUUUCAAAUGCGACUUCAACCAUCGCCAAUGACGUCACCAACUUUAGCCGAUUUCUCCUCCAGAAUUUCUCACGUCAGCUUUACUUCCAAAGCAAGCUGGCCAUGUGUGUUCACUGUAUGCAAGAAAUUCAUUUGUAGACGUUUUAUAGUUGCCGUUCAACCGUCUUUGAUUGUAUCUCGCAAAUACUCCCAACUGCUGGUCAGGAGUGGGUAUUUCGGGGGCAGAAUAAGGUCGGUCUGAACCAACAUCUUCUUCAUUAGUACUGCUCAAACCAUGUCCAAUGAACCUCGAAAACCCGAAACCUGCAGGCAACACAAGUCUCUUGCAUUUGGGUACUGGUUAGAUAGAGUAUACACAACUAAAUAUCUAUUUUUUCCUUAUAAUAUUUACUGAAAAUGUAUUUUCUCAAUGCAAAUUCACUCACAGCCCAGGUUAGUGUGAAUUACAUGUAAAAACGCAUACAUGCGUGCUUGUGUUUCUGUAUUUUUCACUGUACCGAUACUACUUGAAUGCGAAGCAAGACCAUUGAACACAGGUGGAAACAUGUCUAGGUCAUAACAAGUCAAACUGUACCUGCUAAGUUUCUCGGCUUAAAACCCAUGGAUGUACUCAUUUUUCUUUUGUUUGUUCAAUAUUUCUGCAUUGUGUUGUAUUUUUUUCUGACCAUUUUCUUUGUGUUCAGAUCUUAGCUGUUGUUGUUGUUGUUAUUAUUAUUAUUAUUAUUAUUAUUAUUAUAAUUAUAAUUAUUGGUAUUUCUUGCAAAGUAUGUUGUUAGUGUUUCAUAAGGCUUUCUUUUCUGUCUGCUGCAACGAUGCUAGUAAAAUUGGACACUGAAAGACACUGAAAGAAAGCUUUUCGUCAGUAGCGGGAUAUAGGUACCACCAAAACAUUGAGGGUAAAAGGUGGUCUUAAGUGAGAAAAAAGGGAAAUAUCCUGACUUCUCAAAAACAUUGCAUGAGACUGAAUGCGAUACACACGAUCAAGUCUGAUUUAUCGCAUUACCAUAGAGACCACAGCAUUGUGAGUAGGUAGUCACAUUCAUGUUUUAUUGUUUUGUUAUUUAACAUAAUUAGAAUUUCAUCUGUGUUAAUUUUUUUUUCUGUCAUGUAUCUUUUCAAACUCAUACCUCUACAAAAAUCGAGAAGGUUAUGAUUUGUUUGUUUUUUUUUGUGGGACGGGGUAGGGGAAUUUGUUGGAUUUCAUAUCUGAAUGAAUUGUAAAUUUAAAUACAAUAUUUUUUAUGAAUUAUCAUGGUCUUACGAGCCACAGAGCGUCAAAGCGAAUCAUCUUUCGUGAAAUUCAUUCUCCCAGUAAACCCACGCACCCGACCCAAACAAUUUGUUUUGUACAAAUCUGUUUGUUCAUAAAAUCCGACGCAGUGAUUUAGAUAGCAUUUUUUCGAAUCCUACAUUCAGCAAACUGCAUGUUAGUUCCAUAACGAGUGCCAAAGGCAUUGGAAAGGUGAUUUGAUUUCAUCAUAUACAGUGAUAGUCAAGAUAAAUAUGACCUUGUACAGUUUUCUAUGAGUGACGUAUGUUUUUAUGUGUAUGUAGCGGGGUGAAUGAUGUAUCAGAGGCGCGAGUAUUUGUAAUUUCCCCAUUUGGCGUGAUCUAGAUGUACUUUUUGUUUCUUUUCGUUAUGUUUUUCUUAAUUUGUCUUUGUUGUACAGAACAAAUGCACAUAUUAGUAAAAGUGAAAGCUCAGAUAUUAACCUGUUCACCAUCCAACGUGAAAGCUCUACCAUUCCAAAGGAUUGCAAUUGCAUUUGCUAUAAAUAUGCUGCUUAUAUCCAACCAAUGCAUCAAAGCUUCUUUUCUUUAUGUAUUUAUUUUGCUCUUAUUACUCUUUUUGACUGUGAUGUAUGUAUUACAUGACUUUUGUUACUAGUUCAAUUUGGUACUUAACUUUUCCUCCCUGUCUUUCCAACAUCCUGUGAACUCUUCUUACCUAAAGAAAAAGCCACGCCACGUUCUGAUACGUUUAACAGAAUAGAGAAAAGACAAGAUGGCUUCCACGCAAGUGUGCAGUUAUCAGCUCAAAUAUUGUCUUCCCAUACAAAAUAGGGUCAGUUUGACUAACUGAUGUUCUCAGUGCUGUUGGAUGAUGACGUUUUUAGUAGGAUGUUAUUGCCAAGGACGCUGUAGUGCCACGACUUUCUCAAUUUUGGCAUUGGAUGACUGCAUUAGAAGAGUUGAGCUCUUGUUUAAUAGAUGUUACCAAAGGCUUCAGGAUCGAAUGAAUGAAUGUUGGAAUUCAGUUGCUUGAUGGUUUCAGAAAAGUACUGAGGGGCUUUGAAAAAUAUAUAUUGCACCCUAAACUCAUUUUUUAGUGGAAACAAUCAAAGGCGGCUGACAGUUUUCAACAUGGAUACGCAGAACUGACAACGACUUGAUUGACCUUCGUUCUCACAUUCAAAAGGCUUUUUUGAUUUAAUAUAGUCCAAUAAAUACAUAUCUACGAAUAUGUACACGUACAAAACAUUGCCUUUAUAGUCCCACCAGUUAAAGUCGGACGUUUCGGUGUGACGAUCACUUACUAGUGAAAAUUACACUGUGUUUUUGCAGUUAAAUGUUUCUCCAAAGAACCUAUGGAUAUGUAAAUGCCAUACAGUGAUUGUCUAUCCAGGUAAACAAAAUCGCUAGACAGCGAGCGCAACUUCAGAAAUGGAUAUUUACGAUGUCAUGCGCUAACAAACAUCAUUUAGUUGAGGUCUGCGUAACGGUAGCCUCUUAUUUGAAAUGGUGGAAGUGGAUUUAAGUCUUAGCCGUGGCUUCGUUUUGACUGUUGUUUAUGUUUUGUCUCUUGCUCGACUCGGGAGACACUAACUGCUUUUGAGGGCUGUGGUCAUUUCUGUUAGUCUGGUCGUCUGCCAAACCGUGCGGUUGGGUUCGAACAAUCUCACAACUGUUAAAAAAUAAAUAAAAAUUGUCUCUGAUCCCCAGGUGUCGUGACCUAGUCCCCCUCAUUUUUUGAGGAGAAUCAUUCAGACGACCCCCUGCCGUUUGCCGAAAUUCAUUUCAAAUGAUUACACCGACAUUUCCCAUAAGAUAAAACCCCGUAAUCUCGCUCUGAAGAUCAGACACUGUGAAAGAGCCACUUGACAGACUGAACGCAUCCUCGUCCGUUGCAGUUUCCAUGCGACUUUUCUCUCCCGACGCCUGUGUAAUCAGUUUCGGGCGGUCGAUGUUCCUGAUAUUAAAGCAAAGUGAUUCCACGUCCCUCCCUUUUCAUACACGCCAGUCAAGCACAUCAUGUGCAAACACUCUCCUAUCGUAGAGAUUUCGCUAAGUGUUGUAUAGCCUAUUGAAUCGUAGUGAGGCUCUAGAGGCCUCAUGCUGUCCUGUAGACGUCCGGCGCGUGAACUCGACUUGCCUUCCUAUUGUACGUAUCCGUCUGUAUUUUAACAAUCUAUUUUAACGACACCGUGUGAUGCCUGCUCCAGUGACUACAUGAUGCUGGGUUUCUAUUUCCCAGCACCUCUGUACUUUGUACAAUAGCUCUUCUCUAGCAAUGGCCAGUUCUGUUCUCCAUAACCUCAUUCAAAACAACUGCCGCAAAAUGAAACUGUUUUUCGUUUUGUUUUGUUUCGAUUUUUAUUUGCAAUCAACCAAAUCACUACAGUGAAGUAUUACAGUUGUACAGUUCCUUGAAUUAUUCAGAUUAUAUUAUUGUUGCUGGUCUAUGGUUGCUCUGCUGUACCUUUUUAUGACCUUUUAUUUUUUACAUGUUAGACAAUAUUGUGACUAUGUCCUAUGCAAAUAUGAGAAUUAACAAGAAUUUGUCAAAUAAUGUAUGUUGUCUUAACUUGUAUGCAUGAAAUAGUGAAGUUUACAUUUGAGAAUAAAUUCAUAAAUAAGAAGCAA